This is a messenger RNA of Mycosarcoma maydis (corn smut), 489 nucleotides long. Its product is annotated as putative glutaredoxin. The record is from RefSeq and is a predicted model, not a curated record. NCBI's taxonomy places the organism in Eukaryota, Fungi, Basidiomycota, Ustilaginomycetes, Ustilaginales. The transcript has 2 exons. Bases 1 to 489 code for a protein of 162 amino acids.
AUGUCGGCGGUUUUCAGACAGAGUCUUGGGUUGCUUCGAUCAGCGCCAGCACGUGGGUCGUUGCUCUGCAACCCGACGCGUGCAUGCUUCACUCCAACCUAUACAUCCCUCACACGGCUUCUAUCCACGGAGGCGCGCGCCAAGAUCGACUCGGCGGUGAAAUCCAACCCGCUGGUCAUCUUCAUGAAGGGAACACCCGACAUGCCCAUGUGUGGCUUCAGCCGCGCCGUCAUCCAAGUGAUGCAGGUUCAAGGCGUAAAACCCGAGCUGCUCAAAACUUUCAACUGUCUCGAAGACCAGGAACUGCGUGAAGGCAUCAAAGAGUACUCGGACUGGCCCACCAUCCCACAAGUUUACGUCGAUGGCGAAUUCGUCGGCGGCUGCGACAUCGUGAUCAACAUGCACCAGAGCGGAGAGUUGGAAGAUCUCUUAGAGAAGAACGGCCUUUUACUGCCUCUGAAUGAGGAGGCUGCAAAAGCGCAGGCUUGA